GAGAAAGAAGGAAACGGGCACUUUAUAGUAAUAAUAAAUUCUUGGACACUUUCACCCCUUAUUCAAUGCUUUACCAAACUCCCUAUCCUCUUCUCUUUCAAUUUCAUCCCUUACCUUCUUCUUCUUCUUUCACCAUUCCUCUCUCAACCAUAUCACAACCCCAACUUUCUCUCACAAAGGCUUCAAAAACAGAAAUGGAGUGCGUUGAAACAGCGUUGAAAACAAGUUUAAGGAAAGACAUAACUCCUCAAACAUUUGUUGAUGAGCUUACGGUACUAAAUGCACAAAAUGGAACAACCUCUGACGAUUUUUUCGUUGAUGACCUCCUUGAUUUUUCUCACGUUGAAGAACAACAACAAGACGAAGAACAACAAAACCAACAACAACAACAAGACUCUGUUUUUGUCUCCCUCAAACAAACCCAUGAAAUUUCAAACCUUAACAACAGCAACAGCAACAGUUUUUCUCUCAAAAAUGAUUAUGCUUCUCUACCCACUAGCGACCUCAACGUCCCGAGUGAUGAUGUAGCAGAUGAUUUAGAAUGGCUUUCACAUUUUGUUGAAGAUUCUGAUUCUUUCUCGGAAUUUUCUGCUGUUAUGCCGGUUGUAACUUUAACAACAACGGAGAAAAACCCAAAGGGUGUUGUGGUUUCUGAGCCCAAGCCCAAGAAUGAAAGCCCGGGCCCGGUUGUUACUACUUUCAAAACUCCGGUUCAGACAAAAGCAAGAAGCAAAAGAACAAGAAACGGUGUUCGGGUUUGGCCAUUCGGGUCAAAUACUUUAACCGAAUCUUCUUCAAGCUCCACAACUUCAUCUUCAACUUCUUCUUCAUCUCCAACUAGUCCCUUGUUGAUUUACACCAACUUGGUCCAGAAAUUUGACUCGGCUCCGGCGAAGAAACCGAAGAAAAUGACGGGUUUUAACGGGUCGGGUCAUGGCACGGUGGUUGUAACGCCGGCGGCACCGCGACGGUGCAGUCAUUGCGGUGUAACUAAGACUCCUCAGUGGCGAACUGGUCCUCUUGGUGCAAAAACGCUUUGUAAUGCAUGUGGGGUCCGUUUUAAAUCGGGUCGGUUAUUACCGGAAUAUCGACCCGCUUGUAGUCCUACAUUUUCAAGUGAAUUGCACUCUAACCACCACCGGAAAGUUCUUGAAAUGCGGCGGAAGAAGGAGGUUGUUGAUGGUGUUGAAAUUGAAACCGGUUUGUCCCCUUCUCCGGUUGUUCCAAGUUUUUGAUUAAUUAUUAUUUAAUUAAAAAAGAGAGGAAAAAAAAAACUAGAUAGAAAAAAUGUAGUGCAGAUUUUAGACCCGGUUCAAUAGGACCCGAGCCCGAGUUAGUGUACACAUUUUUUUUUCCUUGUAUUAUUGAGUGCGGUAGUUAAUUAAUUAGGCUUUUGUAACUGUUUAGGAGAUUUUAAUUUGAUAUGCAUUAUGCUUAUGCAACUCCUUUUUAA
This is a messenger RNA of Trifolium pratense (red clover), 1453 nucleotides long. Its product is annotated as GATA transcription factor 6-like. The coding region runs from base 66 to 1235 and encodes 389 amino acids. The record is from RefSeq and is a predicted model, not a curated record. Lineage: Eukaryota; Viridiplantae; Streptophyta; Magnoliopsida; Fabales; Fabaceae. The transcript has 3 exons. Gene Ontology annotation, molecular function: zinc ion binding; sequence-specific DNA binding. Gene Ontology annotation, biological process: regulation of DNA-templated transcription.